This is a messenger RNA of Trichechus manatus latirostris (Florida manatee), 1092 nucleotides long. Its product is annotated as caspase recruitment domain-containing protein 8-like. The record is from RefSeq and is a predicted model, not a curated record. Gene Ontology annotation, cellular component: NLRP3 inflammasome complex. Lineage: Eukaryota; Metazoa; Chordata; Mammalia; Sirenia; Trichechidae. Gene Ontology annotation, molecular function: cysteine-type endopeptidase activator activity involved in apoptotic process. Gene Ontology annotation, biological process: regulation of apoptotic process; regulation of canonical NF-kappaB signal transduction.
AUGGUGAUCUCUUCUGGUUCUUUCCGUGUCCACUUCCCCACACCUGGCUGGUAUCUGUGGCCAGCCACAGGCCAGGGCUUUGGUGUCAGAGAGGCAGUGACUGUGACAAUUUCGUCUGAGUCUUGGGGUCAGCACCUGGACCUGGCCCUGCAGCAAGAUGAGCACUGGAUGGUGGCAGCUCCUUUGUUUGACAUCACAGCAGAACCUGAGGAGGCCAUAGCCAAAAUCCACCUCCCCAACUUCAUCUCCCUUCAAGGAGAUGAGGUUGUUAUCUCCUGGUUCCAAGUUGCCCAUUUUAAAGAUGAAGGGAUGGUCCUGGAGCAGCCAACCCCAGAAGAGACUUUCUACGCUGCUCUAGAGAGCCCGGGCUUCUCUCUUAUGGGAAUCCUGCUGUGGAUCACCAAUGGUACCCGACUGUCAGUUCCCAUCACUUCCACCACACUGAUCUAUUAUCAUCCUCAUCCUGAAGGAAGAUACCUUAUCUCCAGUGAUGAUGUGCUAGCAAAGGCAACAGAUGAAGAGGAAGACAGAUUCCAUGGUGUGCAUCUGCAGACCUCACCUCCAGUGGAACCCCUGAACUUUGGUUCCCGUUACAUUGUGUCUGUAUGUGCACACCUGGAAAUAGUUCCCAAAGCCAUUGAAUUAUCCUACAGGAGUCCUGGAGAGAUCCAACCUUUCUCUAAAAUCUAUGCUGGGCAGAUGAAGGAACCAAUCCAACUGAAAAUUACUGACAAAAGACUUGGGAGUAUGGUCUGGGAGACUUUGGUAAAACCAGUGGAUGCCCAGCUUGGUGCUGCAUCAGCCCCUCCUGCUUUCUCAGGAGCAGCCUUUGUGAAGGAGAACCACCGGCAACUCCAAGCCAGGAUGGGAGACCUGGGUGGGGUUCUGGAUGAUCUGAAGGACAAUGAGGUCGUCACUGAGAAUGAGAAGGAGCUGGUGGAGCAGGCACAGAUAUGGCAGAGGAUGAACAAGACCCUGUUAAGGAUAGUGGAGAACAAACGGGACCAGGCUCUGGAGUUGCUCUACAGAAGCCUCAGAGAAAGGGAUCCUUACCUUGUGACCUACCUCAGACAACCGAGCUUGUCACCGUGA